Messenger RNA from Marasmius oreades (fairy-ring Marasmius), 844 nucleotides. RefSeq lists its product as uncharacterized. Gene Ontology annotation, molecular function: protein-containing complex binding. NCBI's taxonomy places the organism in Eukaryota, Fungi, Basidiomycota, Agaricomycetes, Agaricales, Marasmiaceae. Bases 17 to 667 code for a protein of 216 amino acids. Gene Ontology annotation, cellular component: ESCRT I complex. Gene Ontology annotation, biological process: protein transport to vacuole involved in ubiquitin-dependent protein catabolic process via the multivesicular body sorting pathway. The transcript is spliced from 6 exons. The record is from RefSeq and is a predicted model, not a curated record.
CUCUCUUCUCACCAUCAUGUCCUUUUCGCUCGACGAAGAAGUUCGGUUAUACACUAUCAAAGCGGAACGCGAGAAAUAUGAGACUCUGGCCACACUUUUCGGAAUCCUCACCUCCAUCCACUAUCUCGAAGCUGCAUACCUUAGAGAUGCCAUCACAGCCGCUGAAUACACUCCAGCCUGUACAAGAUUGCUUUCUCAAUAUAAUACCAUCAUGAAACAAAAGGUCAUAAAGGAUGAGGUCUCUAGUGUUGAAGAUUUCAUGAAGCGGUAUCGGAUGGACUCUUCAGCCGCACUAGAGCGUGUUAAAGUUGGUGUGCCCGCAACGGUUGAACAUCCAAGUGGCGAUUCAGGUCUUUCGGGUUCUGAGACUGCAAAAUGGGUUGCUGAGACCACAGAGAGCUUUAUAACGUUCAUGGACGCGCUUAAACUCAACCUGCGAGCGAAGGAUCAGUUACAUCCAUUACUGCAGAAUCUUGUAACAGGGUAUGCCAGGUUCAAGGGUAGCAAUGAUUCCGAGGCGAGGAGUCGGCUGGUUGGAUGGUUAAUAACAUUGAAUGGAAUGUCGGCGUCAGAAACGAUAACAGAAGAACAGUCGAGGCAGCUGUCUUUCGACGUCGAGCACGCAUACUCGGAAUUCUUCCGCAGUCUGGGUGGGAAAGGAACUUGAAUCAGCUGUUCUCAGCGGAGCAGACAAGGUGGCUUAUGAUGUCGGUGGUCGAAUCAUGCGAAUAUGCGAAUGAGAUACACGUUCUACGAUUUAAUCAGGCACCAUCACUAGUUCUACAGUAAUUAUACGGUAACGACGUCAGUCAACCCGCCCUGAGGGGCCUUGGAGUACUUCCUG